UUUUGAUUCACAAUUUCACUUCUUCACCGCGAACCAAGCAACAAACUGUUAUUUACCACUCCUACAUCCGCUGCACUUGAGCGUCGUCAAACGGUGGCGUCUCUUCAACCAGCAGCAAAACUUCUCUAAACUCCCUAAAACAUUGACCGAUGAUCGCUCGAACAAACGUUAUCUUUCUCAAUCGACGAGAACCAAGAACAAGCAAAAGAUCGCGGACAACGACAAGUGUCAGUUAAGAUUUUGUUUUCAAAACCGGUUUCUGGAGGCGCAAAGUGUGUUGAAACUGGCAAGGUUCAUUAGUGUUUUCAAUCAACGGGCGCCCUCCGGUUGUGAAAAUUCAAACUAUCUUUGACAUUGCGCCAAACAACAACAUUAAACAACACACAACGGUCGCAUAUUUUGGCAAGCACUACUCGUGCAACCGGUGCAGAUAAUUCAGUGAAUAAUAAACAUUUUAGUUAAGUUUAAUUCAGUUUCGGUCAGUAUAAUAUCCAAAAAGUGAUGGCAGCUUUGGACACAUUCCCAGAACUUCCGCAGCCCGGAGAGAUAUCGAUCUGCGAGCGUAACGGGCGUAUUUGCUCGUUGCCGAUCAACGAAGUGGAUGCAUCCAGCUCGUGUAAUCAACUGUUAUCGUAUCCCGAAAUCAAUAUCGGUCGUGAGCUGUUUCAUCAUGCCGCUGUCCACUUGCGAGAGGAUCAUCGAACGCUUAUGGUACCGGUCGACGAAACACUGAUCAAACGUAUCACCCGAACAUUUUUCGAGGAAGGCGCCGUCGAAGCUCUGAAGGAAGCGGCCAACAGCGGUAGCCAUCAGUACAAUCCGAUAGUCGGUUCGAUGUCCCGAUAUCUGCUGGCACUGGUUGGAGUUGGCAAUCGAGUCAAGUUCUUCUUCAAACCCCAUCUGAAGGAACGGGGUGUUGACUGCGUUGGGAAGUACACGCAGACCAAGGAUUGGCCGAAAAGUGCCAUCCGAUGCAUUCGGUGGCAUCCGAAUUGUUUCAAAGUGGCCAUCGCUGCGUCCGACGAUAGCAUCCGGGUCUACAGCGAUGAACCGACCAUUGUUCCGGUGUUGAAAAGCGGUUUGCAAAAGUCGGUUACAUCGUUGGCGUGGCGGCCUUACACGGCCGGAGAGUUGGCCGUGGGUUGUCAAAAUGGCACUCUGGUGUGGAACGUCGACCCGAACAGUUUGAUAACGAGACCACUGUCGCAGGCCGUCCAGCUGAGACAUGGAAACCACUUCCCAGUUACUUCCGUCGAGUGGAGCCCCAAUGGGUGCUUGCUGGCCACGGCCAGUAUCAAUGACUCGGAUGUUCUCAUCUGGGACGUGGAUCAAAAUAAACAGGUGAGUCUUUGUAUUAGAGUUGGGAUCACAAGUAGACAAUUUUUGAUAAUUUGGCUACAGCGUGACAGUUUGCCAUUAGUCAGCAUAUUUUCUUUCGGUCGUUGUACACUCAUUGCACAAUUGGGUUGUUUAGUGAAUUAAAUAUUGCCAUUUUCU
Messenger RNA from Aedes albopictus (Asian tiger mosquito), 1497 nucleotides. RefSeq names its product aladin. Gene Ontology annotation, biological process: nucleocytoplasmic transport. Bases 502 to 1482 code for a protein of 326 amino acids. NCBI's taxonomy places the organism in Eukaryota, Metazoa, Arthropoda, Insecta, Diptera, Culicidae. The record is from RefSeq and is a predicted model, not a curated record. Gene Ontology annotation, cellular component: nuclear pore. The transcript has 2 exons. Gene Ontology annotation, molecular function: protein binding.